Molecule: messenger RNA, 1810 nt
Organism: Caenorhabditis auriculariae
Lineage: Eukaryota; Metazoa; Nematoda; Chromadorea; Rhabditida; Rhabditidae
Source: the annotation of a GenBank genome assembly
AUGGCACUAAAUUUGAUCCAUUUGAAGGCGACAUCGGCUCGAAUCAACCACAAGAAACACCUCAGGUCAUUUUUUUUACACUUUUGAUCAUCAAAUCAUAUAAUAGAUCUAUAUUGAAGAUAGAUUUAAAGUUUAGUACAUAUAUUUACUCUGCAAAAAUUUUGUUAUAUUUUUCACCCUCUGAUGGCUAUUUUUAUCCCAUGUCUUUACGAUUUAAAAUCUGAGAGUUUUUGUGAAAUUAGAAACAUUGUAUUCUCUGAAAAAGUUUUUUGACUUCAAGAAAUGAAUGGAAUGUAAGAGGCAAGUAUUAAAAAAGAACAAGAAAAAAGUUUGAAGGAGCUGUUACUCAAUGAUAAGACGAUAAAAGAGAGUAAACAGCAGCUGAUGACCAAGAAAAAGUGAGAAACCUGCCGUACAGCCGGCUGGAAAGCGUGCAAUGGAAAAUGUCGGAGAAAAUGAACAGCUGACCCUCCCGUCUGAAUCUUUUCAUUUGCUUCACCUUGUUCCCUUCAAUAUCGAGCUCAGAAAAUGACCGUUUGAAAUUCAUUUGAUUGACGUUUUCUGAUGAGUCGAGAUGGUCAGUCUUACGGUCAAAACAAACUUCAAGCGUUGGGAAAAAAAAAAAAGAAAGAAAUGCCUGCAUUUUUUACUUGUGAUGCUUCAACAUUCUGCGGAGCCAACCAGUAUUCAAAAAUUUUUUUGAAAUAUUUUAAACUGCUCGCAGUUAUUGAAUUAGAAAUGGAUGGCUCAGAUGAAUCUAUAAUUUUUUCAAAAGUGAAGAAUGAACAAAAAAAAACCCUCAAGUUUCUUUUACUACGUCAUGUUUUGUAAACAGAAAAGCUUUAUGAAGUUUCAUUAAGAAAAGAAAAAAACUGAGAGGCCUUCUCUUAACUUCCAAGCACCUAAAAUGGUUUUAUUUGCAGAAUGAAAGUAUUGCUCCUUCUGUGGACAUCUUUGGCUACUGUAAUCCUGGCCGACGAGCAUCCUGUUCGUAGGUUUACGGUGGAUCUGGAUCGGCCGCCUUCUGAACGAUGGAAUGACGUCAUCGACGCGCAUCUCGACGCGAUUCCUGCCGUCGUCGCUGAGGCCAAGUCGGUUUUUCACAGUUAUGAAGUAUUGGUAGUUAUAAUAUAAUAGAUUAACCUUUAAAAAAGCUGAUUGACUCUCAAUUUUCGAUACUUUUCUGAAUUAUUUUCACCAACUUUCAUAAUUCAAUCAACUCGGGCACAUUUCUCACGGCGAGACCUCGUCCCACUUCGAACAUUAAGUCAUUUGUCUUAGGUGUUCUCGUUCUCAACGCAUAGUUAGAAUAUAUCUUGAAUUUCAAGAAGUUUGAUUCAAAAAGGCACACAGUAAUGGAAAAUGAAAUGAGAGAAGUUAGCAGUAUUCGCACUUUUAUUCAGUCUUCAGAUAAGAUUCUCUGCUGAAUCAUGAGAUAAUAAAGGAGUUUUUCGCCGGUUCGCGAGACUGUCGUUGAUCAAGAACGGCGCGUAGAGCAUCUCGCUCUUCUUGAGAUAGUAUUAGAAGAGUUUUGAGCGUUCCGACGAUCUCUGCUUCUCCAUGUAGGAACAGUACGGCGGCCAGCUUGUCCAGGGCUGGGCGUCAGAUCUCACUUGGGCAUGGUCUCCGCUCGACAACGAGUUGAGAAUUGAGACUUUGUGGAUGUAUAGGCCUAGGUGAGAGUACUCGGAAUCAAAAAUAAAAUUUUGCUAAACCCCUCAGGCAACCGAGAAAAAGCUCGUCGAAAUUUUCCCAGCGCGGAUAUAGCCGCGCUCAGAGCCUUCGGCUAGCAACUGGCGGCGUGGUGUAG